This is a messenger RNA of Punica granatum (pomegranate), 846 nucleotides long. Lineage: Eukaryota; Viridiplantae; Streptophyta; Magnoliopsida; Myrtales; Lythraceae. The record is from RefSeq and is a predicted model, not a curated record.
AUGGCUGCAGAAAGGGUGAACAUAAUUCACUUAUUAGCAAGUCCACACGGGCUGACCUGCAGGAUACCACUUGCAGAGAAGAAGAUUGGGUAUGAGUUGGAAGAGGUGCAUAAGUUUCGUAGCAGCAUGGCCACUCUUGAAGAGGUAAAAGAGAGUUGCAAGAGCCUCCCGGUUCUCAUUCACAACGGCAAAGAGAUCUAUGAGUUUCGUACUGUGGUGGAGUAUAUUGACGAGGCCUGGAAGAGCCGCUCCGCCUUCCUGCCUUUAGAUCCUUACAAGAGAGCUCAAGCGCGGUAUUGGUUUGACUUCAUUGACAAGGAGGUGAAUCUCAUCCUAGUGAUUAAUAGACAGCUGGUGGCCAUCUCGUUGUUUUCCGCUCCUUCUCUUGUGGCUUGGCUGUGGGGGUUAGCAUGUGAUACAGAGGCUGCCAAGAAGGAGCUCGUAUCGACUCUGAAGGAAUUGGAAGUGGAGUUAGGGGACAAGCCUUACUUUGGGGGAGAAAGCCUGGGCCUCGUCGACAUAGUCCUCCUCCCCCACUAUGCCUGGUUCCAUACGUAUGAGAGGUGCGCGGACUUCUGUAUCCAAGCACACUGCCCCAAGCUCAUCGGAUGGGCUAAACAGUGCUUACGGAAGGCGAGUGCGUCCCAGUGCCUUCCUGACCCGGACGAGGUCUAUGAGAACGCCAUGAAGCUCAAGGAAAGAGUAGAUGAAAUUACCCCUGUUGUUGCUAUAGCAAAAUUUUUUUCUAGGCUUGCAUCCCGCUGUGAUUCUGAGCACAUGUUGGGUGACAUUUUCUUUGGUCGUCUUGUGGGAGCAGAAGCCUGGGUGUCUGAAUCACCUGCUUGA